Molecule: messenger RNA, 1731 nt
Organism: Cyclocybe aegerita
Lineage: Eukaryota; Fungi; Basidiomycota; Agaricomycetes; Agaricales; Hemipholiotaceae
Source: the annotation of a GenBank genome assembly
AUGAAGGUCGCAGUGGUGGGCUCUGGUGUAUCUGGCCUCGGCGCAACAUGGCUGCUGAACGAACACAGUGACCAUGAGGUUCACCUUUUUGAAUCGGACGACAGACCCGGUGGACACGCUAAUACGGUACAUUACGUACCCAAGGGUAAAUCGAAAGGAGUGGAUGUGGACACUGGAUUUAUUGUGUUUAACCCUGCUACCUAUCCCAACUUCAUCCGAUUCCUCCAACUCACACCUGCGCAACCCAAAUCUCUUCUCUCUCGACUUUCUUCGCUCGGUUCCUCGAGUGAAAGCGAAGAUGACGACGGAAUACGCAUAGACAAGACCGAAAUGACAUUCAGCAUAUCCCGCGACAAUGGUGCCUUCGAAUGGGCUGGGAAGAACCUCGCCACCAUCUUCUGCCAACCCCGCCGUUUAUUCGACUCGCAAAUGUGGCGAAUGAUAUAUGACGUCCUGCGGUUUAAUGCAUGUGCAAGACGCGUUCUAUUAACUCCGAGUAGAGAGGGAGAGAGGGAGAUUUCAAUUGGAGAGUAUCUCCACGGCGAAGGCUACUCGUCGGCUUUCCGAAAUAACUACCUGAUCCCAAUGACUGCGGCUAUUUGGAGCACUCCUCCGGAUAAAUGCUUCCUCGAUUUUCCUGCUCGCACUCUGAUCCAAUUCCUGUACAACCACCACCUCCUACAAAUCACUGGCAAGCCUGCAUGGUUAACAAUACAUGGUGGCAGUCAUAAAUAUGUCGAUAGGAUCCUGCACAAGCUACCCUCAACGCAAUUGCAUCUGUCUACACCAAUAACAUCCGUGCGGACCCUCAAGUCAGAAGAGGGUGGAAAGCCACAGGUCGUGCUGAGAAGUGCAGAUGGCAGCGAAGAAGUCUUCGACCAUGUCAUCUUGGCCUGCCAUUCUGACACUGCUUUGGAGAUCUUGAGAGCAGGCAACAUCCAACCGGACGAGGAGCGUAUUCUGAGUCAGUUCCAGUGGAACCACAAUGAGGCUGUCUUGCACUCGGACGAGAAUCUCAUGCCGAGAAGUCGACUAGCAUGGUCGUGUUGGAACUAUUUAUCGUUUACGAAAGCUGUGCCGUACGCCUCCAACAAGAGCGGCUACAUUUCGGACACGGAUUCCUCAGACACAAAUGAUGACCUAUACGAAGGCGUGAAGAUUCAACGACCCCAGAGAACAGUGAAGAUGGAAAUCAACGAGGUUUCAUUGACAUAUGGCAUGAACGACUUGCAGCACAUCCCAUAUUCUCGGUAUGGCGCUGUUCUUGUGACGCUCAACCCACCCUUCGAGCCCGACGCGGACAAGAUUGCUGGCCGAUGGAAGUACGACCACCCUGUUCUUGAUUCCAAGGCUGUCAAGGCGCAGAACGAGAUGUACAGGAUCCAAAACAUGCGCUCCAUAUCCUAUGCUGGCGCAUACCUCAAAUACGGCUUCCACGAGGACGGCUUCACUUCAGGCCUGCUCGCCGCGUGCUCGCUGGACGCCGGCCAGGAGAGCAUACCUGCAGCGACCUCGUACACGUCCACGCUCAAGGGCAGCACGAUACCCACGCGUAAAGAGACCGUGCGCCCACCUUUCGAGAUCCAGCACGCGGACCAUCAUGUCCGGCUGAGCAGGGCGGGGUCGGAGAACACGUUCUACGCGUAUGCGGCAGUGCCUUUUGAUUGGCUCGAAGGAACAGGUGUCCGGGCCCUGGUAGGGAGUGUUGGUGCGAUGUCCAGCUGGGUUUGA